AUGUGGCCUAAACAAGCAGAUCCUGAUCUCACCGAAGAGGAACUGAGACCUUGUCUCGUUCACGUGACAGAUUCGCAGGAAGGAGUCAUCGAUUCGAGCCGAUUCUCCAAGUAUGAGAGGCUUCAGCACACGAUCGCCUACCUCUUUCGCUUCGUCGAUAACUGCCGUCGAGUACGGCGGAAGGAACCGCGAACGACUUCGCAUUUCAGCAACGAGCAACUUGCUCGGGCCGAGAAUGCUCUCUGGCGACUAGCUCAGCGCUCCGUGUUUCAUGAAGAAGUAGAGGUGCUGACAAAGGUGAAGAACGGACACCGGUUAAGACUGGCGCGAACCAGCCGAAUCUUCAAGUUAUCUCCAUUCAUCGACGAAUUCGGAGUGCUUCGAAUCGAUACGCGCAUCGUUGGGGCAAUCUUCGUGCCGUAUGACACCAAAUACCCUGUGAUCCUUCCGAAGAAACACCGCAUAACAGACCUGAUACUCGACUGGUUCCACCGACGUUACCUUCAUGCAAACCACGAAACGGUCACAAAUGAAGUUCGCCAGCGAUUCUACGUGCCCUGUCUUCGUGCACUCGUGCGGAGUUUGGUGAAGCGUUGUAUGCAGUGUAGAAUUACGAAAGCUAAACCAUCGUGUCCACGUGAAGGUCCGCUCCCGGAGGCAAGGCUCAGUCCCUAUAUUCGACCAUUCACCUUCGUCGGGCUUGAUUAUUUCGGCCCCAUCAUCGUAAAAGUUGGACGAUCGCUUGCCAAACGAUGGGUGGCACUCUUUACAUGCCUCACCAUCAGAGCUGUUCACCUAGAGGUCGUGUAUUCCCUGUCCACGGAGUCGUGUAAGAUGGCUAUCCGUCGAUUCCUGGUGCGUCGUGGAUCACCCUUGAAGAUAAGGAGCGACAACGGCACGAACUUCAUCGGAGCAAGCCGUGAACUCCAGCAGCAAGUCGCAGAUAUGAAUCAGCACCUGUCGUCAACCUUUACUAAUGCGGUUACUAAGUGGGUCUUCAACCCACCGUCUGCCCCGCACAUGGGAGGAUCGUGGGAGCGGCUUGUUAGAUCGGUCAAGGUCGCCUUCGCUACACUAAACUCAAACAGGAACCCAGACGACGAGACACUCCUCACCCUGAUGAUCGAGGCCGAAGGGAUAGUGAAUUCGCGGCCCCUGACGUUCGUCUCCCUCGAAUUAGAAACCCAAGAAGCUCUGACGCCCAACCACUUUCUGCUUCUGAGCUCUCAAGGGACCGCCCAGCCUCCACAGGCCAUUUCAGAUCGUCCAGAGUGCCUCAGGGCUAAUUGGAAGCUUACGACGAACCUGGUCAACCAAUUUUGGCGACGCUGGGUACGGGAAUACCUUCCAACUAUCUGCAGACGCACCAAAUGGUUUGAAGAAACCAAGGGACCGAAGGAAGGAGAUCCAGUUAUCUUCGUCGACGAAUCGGUCCGCAACGGAUGGCUGCGAGGACGGGUUCUAUCAGUAGUGAAGGGGCGAGAUGGACGGGCCAGGCAAGUUCUGGUGAAGACGACGGGAGGAAUACUGCGCCGGUCGGUGACGAAGGUCGCCGUUCUUGACAUACAACCAGCAGUCGACAGUGGAGCUGAGAAGUAA
Molecule: messenger RNA, 1599 nt
Organism: Toxorhynchites rutilus septentrionalis
Lineage: Eukaryota; Metazoa; Arthropoda; Insecta; Diptera; Culicidae
Exons: 1
Coding region: 1-1599 (532 amino acids)
Biological process (GO): DNA integration
Molecular function (GO): nucleic acid binding
Source: RefSeq, a predicted model, not a curated record